Messenger RNA from Girardinichthys multiradiatus, 3401 nucleotides. RefSeq names its product uronyl 2-sulfotransferase a (gene usta). The coding region runs from base 304 to 1530 and encodes 408 amino acids. Lineage: Eukaryota; Metazoa; Chordata; Actinopteri; Cyprinodontiformes; Goodeidae. The record is from RefSeq and is a predicted model, not a curated record. Gene Ontology annotation, molecular function: sulfotransferase activity. Gene Ontology annotation, cellular component: membrane. The transcript has 8 exons.
CCUCGAGGAGAAGGAUGAACCCUUAACUCUGCUGGAAGGACGGAAGGAAGGAACACUCAUCCAACGAGAGGGAAGAAGCAAGGACUGAGCAGUAGCAAAGUGGUGUGCACUAUAAAAACAACAAGAACCCCGUGGCAGCAGAAGCAGGAGCGACAGCAGCAGAGGAGAUUCCAGAAUUUCUUGCGCGUCUCCAAAAUUGAACUCACUGUUUCCCCCCCACCCUCAAUCAAAUGAUCCUAAAGCGGCAACUUUCACUUCCAAGAGGCGGAUGGGUGACUUUCCACGUUGCUUUAUGAGGAGGAGAUGAUGAAGAAUUUCGGCGGCAGUUCCUCUCACAACAGCAACAGCAACCACCACCAGACUCCAAACCACAUCAGAGAGCGACACCACCGAAAGCACGGCUUGCUCUGCGCUCUACCGUGGCGCUUCUCCUUGCGAGGUUAUGGUUUCUGCAUGGCUGCGCUGUUCCUCUUCUGCUUCGGCUCGCUUUUUUACCAGCUAAACGGCGGAGCUCCAAGAAUGCUGCUGGACAUCAGGCAGUAUCUCGGGGAAUCUACAUAUCUGAAUGACCACGGACCCCCUGCUCAGAGAGUGCUCCUGUUUCCCAGCCAGGUGGUUUACAACCGUGUGGGGAAGUGUGGCAGUCGGACAGUGGUCAUCCUACUGAGGCUUUUGGCCGAGAAACAUAGGUUCAACCUAAUCUCUUCUGACAUCCAUAACAAGACACGCCUCACAAAACAUGAACAGGUGGAUCUAAUGAAGAACAUCAGUAAGAUCCCUCAGCCGUUUCUCUAUACAAGACAUGUUCACUUCCUAAACUUUACCAGGUUUAGGAUAGAGGAGCCUGUCUACAUCAACAUAAUACGGGAUCCAAUAAGCCGGUUCCUUUCCAACUAUUUCUUCCGUCGCUUUGGUGAUUGGAGAGGAGAGCAGAACCACCUCAUCCGAACGCCAGGGAUGAAAGAUGAUGAGCGAUACCUAGAUAUAAAUGUGUGCAUUCUGGAGAAUUACCCCGAGUGCUCAAAUCCUCGUGUUUUCUACAUUAUUCCCUACUUCUGUGGACAACAUCCUCAGUGCAGAGAGCCUGGAGCAUGGGCUUUGGAGAGGGCCAAGCAAAAUGUGCUAGAGAACUACCUCCUUGUGGGUAUCUUGGAGGAGCUGGAGGAUGUUCUCCUUAUGCUGGAGAGGCUCUUACCCCAUUACUUUUCUGGAGUACUCGACAUUUAUAAGAGCCCAGAAUAUAGGAAAAUGGGGAACCUGACGGGUACGGUCCGUAAACAUACGCCUACUGUGGAGGCCCUGCAGGUGCUAUACCACCGCAUGCGCUACGAGUACGAGUUCUACGACUUCAUCCGAGAUCAGUUUCACCUUAUGAAGAAGAAAAUUGGGCUGAGGUCCACCUCUCGUCCUCCGGCUUACCCGCCUGAUUUUUUGCACGAACUGGCCCUUCGAACACCAGAACCUUUGGAUGAAGAUGAGGAGCUGGACUCAGACCUGGAAGAUGCCAACAGCUGGCUGAUCCAUCCCUGAGGACUGUGUAAACAGUGGAUAAAACCAAAUAAAAGAGUCGGCUAAAACUUUCUCUAGGCAUGAGGUGGCCAGGAGAGUAGUGGCAGUGUUUCCCAUCUUUUGGAUGUUGGCACCUUUUACUUUUAAGAGUUCAGUUUUCAGUCUUCAUAUUCUUAUUAUGAAAGGCUCAGCACUUUGGACUUGAGGAACAAAAAGAAACAAAAAAUAUCUAUUUAAAACCUGACCAAGGACAGAUGGAAAUAAUAAGAAUAAGCUCAAAUUAUUUUAUAAUUUGUUUAUAUUGCAGCUUGUUGUGAGGGUUUUAUGAUCUUAGCUGUUGUAAUCUCCAGGAGAGAUUAGCAGACAAUUAAAUGUGUUGGGAAAUACUCUAAAUGUUGGAGGGGACUUCAAAGACAUUUCCCAAUCAGACUUUUAUUUUAUGAAAGCGCUGAUGUUAUAAAAACUGGCCUGGGAUGUGAAUUAAUAACAAGUGCCAAAAGUAUUGUAUGUAUAUUAGCUGUCAAGGACUGCUAUAAGUGCCAAAUCUCUUUCCAGUAAAUCUGAGAUCGGAAGCUUUGUGAGCACAGUUGGUAACAGGUACACUAAGUUAAGCAUGUUGUUAUACGAGUUUAUAACAUUUUAAGAAAUUGUAAAAUGUUAAAAAGGUAUGAAUGAGGGUUAAACCAUAUGCAUCUAUUAUGAGUUCAGAGAAUUCCACCUAGAUGUACAUGUAUCACUGAGUUUGACCAAGCCACAGAGCAUUUUAGAGUAGUUUGGUUAUUUGGGAAAGACAAUUCCUUGACAGUAUGGCAAGGGUUAUGAGUUACAUGCUAAAAGCAUGUGGGGAGCCUCAUUUGUAAUCCAAAGGUUAAAAAAAAUCAGUCUACCAAAUAACUGUUCUGCUGUGAUGCUUUUUAAAACUUUAUAAAUACCCUGCAGGUUUCUGUGAAAUAAUGCUUCAUUAACAUCAGCAGCCAAAUGAGGGAUUUGAUCAAAACUGGAUAACUUUUUGCCUUUAAUUCCAUCUUGGUUAUGUAGCUUGCAAAGCAUAAAAGUGUUUGUUCUUUAAUAAGUUUUAAAGAGAUAGUACUGAAUUUCUAAAGCAACGUUCCUUAAAAGGUUAUAAGCAGUUAAUAUAUUACCCACAAUUAACAGCUCUCUUUGCGUCAUCAUUUAAAAUAAAUCUAGAUUAGCUGUCACUAGACCUCAAGGCUAUUGGCUAAUCAGGAGUGGUCAAGCACCAUAGCAUCUUGCAACAACUUUAAUCUCAAAAAACGUCAAAGCAGUUUAUCAGAACAUUGUUUUAGAAACCUUUAAAUCAUUAUUAGGUUUGCUUUGCAUGGUUACAUUCAGUAUUUACACUAGCAGUUAUCUUCAGCCUCUGGUAUCAACUAAUCUGGGUUUAUACUAAAGGAAGAUGCCAAGAGAGUUAUGUUCUAUGGGAAAGAUGUUAACUGGACCUUUGAACAGAACCACAUUAAAAACUUUCUGAACUUCAGUAUCUCUUUAACUCAACUAACAGUAAUUCUUAUCAUUUUACAAUAGCUACUGGUAGUAGUAGUAGGGUAAAAUCCACAUAACCAUAAGCUAACAUGUCAACUACAUAUUUGACCUAACCCUCCUAGUAUCCAUCACCUGCCCUCUUGUUAUUGUUACAUCUAUGUUUUCAGUGUUUUAUUUCGUAUUAAUUUAAUUUAUUUUGUAAUCAUUGCAUUCAUGAUACAAUUCUCAGGAAGGAAAAUAGUGUUUAAUACCUUUACCAUAUGUAUAAUGUUUCUCAAGGUGAUUAAACUGUACAUUGUUAUUUCAAUGUGUCUACAGGUGAAAACUAGUUAUAACAAAUGCAUUCCACCAUUUACGGUCCUUGGAAUAAAUGCCCUCUGACUUUUGUA